Molecule: messenger RNA, 1083 nt
Organism: Phaeodactylum tricornutum CCAP 1055/1
Lineage: Eukaryota; Bacillariophyta; Bacillariophyceae; Surirellales; Neidiaceae
Exons: 1
Biological process (GO): tryptophanyl-tRNA aminoacylation
Cellular component (GO): mitochondrion
Molecular function (GO): tryptophan-tRNA ligase activity; ATP binding
Source: RefSeq, a predicted model, not a curated record
CGUGUCCUUUCCGGGGUACAACCCACUGGCACGUUACAUUUGGGCAACUAUUUAGGGGCCAUUCGACAAUGGGUCGAUUUCCAAAAUGCCCCAGACACGCAAGACGAAGAAGGGAAUGUAAUCCAAACUGAAAACUUCUUUUGCGUCGUCGAUUUGCACGCCAUUACGAUGCCCCACAAUCCCCAGGACUUGGGUGAGUCCACCCUGUCCAGUGCCGCCUUGUAUUUAGCGGCCGGUAUUGAUCCUACAAAAAGUAAAGUGUUUGUCCAGUCUCACGUUCCGCAGCAUGCCGAACUUGCUUGGUUGCUCAUGUGCAUCACCCCCAUGAACUGGUUGGAGCGCAUGAUUCAGUUCAAAGACAAGGCCAAAAAACAGGGCGAAUCGGUCGGCACCGGCUUGUUUACGUACCCAAGUCUCAUGGCGGCCGAUAUUCUCUUGUACCAAGCCGACAAAAUUCCGGUCGGUGAAGACCAGCGGCAGCAUUUGGAACUCGCUCGCGAUACCACGCGUCGCUUUCAUGAUUUAUUUUGCAAGGGCAAUCCCUACAAGAAGCGCUGCAAGGCGGCCGGCAUCCCUUCCCGCCCCGUCUUUGUCGAACCUGAAGCCAUGAUUGUCAAGGAAGGGGCUCGCGUGAUGAGUUUGCAGGACGGUACCUCCAAAAUGUCCAAAUCGGACGUGAACGACGGCAGUCGCAUCAACGUUCUGGAUCCUCCUGACGUCAUUCGAGAAAAGGUCAAGCGAUGCAAAACGGAUGCAAUCAAAGGCAUCGAAUGGGACAAUCCGGAACGACCAGAAGCUACCAAUCUAUUGAACAUUUUUGCCGCCGUUCAACCGGAUCGCACCCGCGACGAUAUAUUGGCACAAGUCCGAGACCUCACCUGGGGCGAUUUCAAGCCCAUCUUGGCCGACGCGAUUGUCAAUCACCUGGAACCGAUUCAGAAGCGGUAUCACGCCGUACGUGCCGACGAAGAAUACCUGCAAGCUGUGUUAAAGGAAGGAGCGGACGUCGCUUCCGAGGUAGCGCAGAGGACCCUGCACAGCGCUCGAGUUGCCAUGGGUUUUGCCACAGUUUCACAAGAAUAA